UGAUAAAUGGGUCCAUUGUGAAUCCCAGAGUAUGAUUGACUUGGACGAACAUGCUGAGUACUUCCCAUUGGGUAAAGAACUUUGUGCUGAUAACACCCUCAUCGAAUCAUAUAAAGAGCGGCCCCCACAGCUUCAGCGACACAAUCAAUCUUUCCCUGUGCAACAUUCAAGAUGAAGCUGCUGCCAAUACUCGUGAUGCUAGCUCUGGUCAUCUGCGCAGCCUGCAAGAACCACGAGGAGCUUGGAGGCCACAGGCCAUGGGACUCGGAGCCCAGAUCACGUCCAUCCAAUCCCUACGCAUAACCAACAACCGUGAAAAUAAAAAAUAUCAUUGCAAAAAUAAACAAUUAAUUGAAAACUAAA
Messenger RNA from Drosophila obscura, 363 nucleotides. RefSeq lists its product as uncharacterized. NCBI's taxonomy places the organism in Eukaryota, Metazoa, Arthropoda, Insecta, Diptera, Drosophilidae. Bases 172 to 303 code for a protein of 43 amino acids. The record is from RefSeq and is a predicted model, not a curated record. The transcript has a single exon.